Solea senegalensis (Senegalese sole) is the source of this 1882-nucleotide messenger RNA. RefSeq lists its product as uncharacterized. Bases 174 to 1157 code for a protein of 327 amino acids. The transcript has 4 exons. NCBI's taxonomy places the organism in Eukaryota, Metazoa, Chordata, Actinopteri, Pleuronectiformes, Soleidae. The record is from RefSeq and is a predicted model, not a curated record.
ACUAGAAUAACAGCCUUGAUGUAGUAGUAGUAGUCGUCUUCCCAGACGGAGCGAGAUCCGGUCGUUUCAUCGAGCUUGACUUCACAAAAACCCAAACUAAACUGUAACGUCAGGACAGGGUGAACCCUGCUUUCCUCCUUAAACAUUGGAAGUUAAAGGGAAAAACAUAGAACAUGGAUUCCGUCAACAGGCUGGAAGUCUACAUCCCAGUGGAGGCGGAGGUGAAAAACAUCCCUCUGUGCAGUUUACCCUCCAAAGUGCUCAGAAAGAUGGGCCUCCCCCUAACUGACAUCCAGGGUUUCAAGAACCUCAGCAGCUCCCCAGAGGGCAUAUGGAUCUGUCCAGCAGUCGUACGGAGGAAAGGUCACAAACAGGCCUCACCCUCGCUGCUGGCCUCACAGGUCCAAAUGACACCGGGUCCUUUGCGGAUGUCUUUUGUUUCCUCUAACAAGGCUGCGUACAAAGUGCUGAGGCAGAUCUCCGGGACAGACCUUGAGGCCUCGCUGCCUCAAGGCUCGGCACCACAGACCUACGGAUCCGCUGUGGUCAUCUACCGCGGACACAUUUACCUGUCCAUGAGGAAGCACGAUCCAAGUCUCUCUGACGGCUCUUCAGCGCCUUCCACAUCAUCAUCAUCAUCAUCGAAAAGACAGAAAAAGCAGCUGCAGAACGAAAACAGGAGAAAGAAGAAGAAGAAACGCUCCUCCUGUAAAGACAGCGAGAAAGACGACGUGUCCUCAACCGCGUCCGCUCGUCCCGUCCCUCUGGCCACUCACGGCGAGCACAGUGUGGACAGCCGCCGUCACACAGAUGCAAGGGGACAGCAGGAGACACAGGAGACAUCAUCGUCAUCAUCAUCAUCAUCAGCCGGGCGGCUGCUUGUGCUGCUGAAGAAUCCAGUCGGGUUUGAGCCUGUAGGGGGCAGCAGUGACAGACAUGAAUGUGAGACGCAGGACCUGGAUGGUGGAGACGCUGAGAGCAGCAGCAGCAGCAGCAGCCAGAGCGGCGCGAGGACAGAGCCGCUGUCUGUAGCUCGCGGCUCUGCGUCACUGGCAAAGGAGUACGAUGAUUUGGCACAAGAGGAGAAGAUCGCUAAGAUGAAAGCCAGACUCCGUCAGAACGAAGCCGCUUUCAACAACCUGCAUUCUGCACGCUGACUGCCCCGAGCAGCUGCAAUUCAGCUUGUGGAUUUGGGUCAGUGGGGUCAUGAGGUACUUGUUCACAAUCAGUGUGUGACAUGCUCAAUCCUGGUCCAAUGUUUUAGACGUUCCCUUGCUCCAACGCACCUUAAAUCACUGUAUUUGUCAGUGAACAAAGUGACAAACUUCACUUUCCACAAGACAAAAUCUAUCUCAUCUAGAAUUACUUUCACACUUUUAUGACUGUGGGAAAAAGAUAUAUGACGUAAGUAAGCCUUCGUAAUGUUGUGAUAAACGUUUAUUUCAUUCAGACCUGAUAAGAUUCACUAACUGCAGUGCGUUGUUUUAAGUUCUGAUUCUGCCUCUCUCGUGUCGGCCCGUGCAUGUAUAAGUGCCUUAUACUGUCCCACUGUAAGAAUCACGAACUGUCCCCCAGAGAUUUUAGAGGCGGAUGAAAUAUAAUUUCUAUGUUAAUGCUGUGACGUGAACCCUGUAAACAGAGAACGUACACGAGUGUGUGACUCACGAGAAGACAGGUGGAGUGAGGCUGUGUCCUAUAACACUGAUGUAACCGUCUUUAUCUCUGCAGACGACUUACUGUGGCUUCAUUUGGGUUGAAUGUAUAACGUAUGCUCUUAGUUAAUUAACCCUGUUUGCACUGUAGUCUUUCUGUGACAGUGGUGGCAUUUUUUAUGUAUUAUUCUAUCUUGUUCAUUUCUGCAUUAAAGAAACGUUAAAUGCUA